Molecule: messenger RNA, 2640 nt
Organism: Solanum dulcamara
Lineage: Eukaryota; Viridiplantae; Streptophyta; Magnoliopsida; Solanales; Solanaceae
Product: protein FAR1-RELATED SEQUENCE 11
Exons: 4
Coding region: 239-2341 (700 amino acids)
Biological process (GO): regulation of DNA-templated transcription
Molecular function (GO): zinc ion binding
Source: RefSeq, a predicted model, not a curated record
AUAGAUGCACAGCGUUAUGCAACGAGACGCCGUUUUGUUAACAAAAUAGAGCAUGUCCCUUAAACGUGCGCCUUGGUAUAAAAUGGUCCAAUCACAUACCUGCGCAAAUUAGGGUUCUUCUCUACUUUGUUCUCUCAAACAAAACUCCCAACGGAUAAUCAGUCUCUCUUCGCUAUUUCGCGCAUAAAUUCUCCAGCAGCUUUAUGGAUGGAGAAAAGCAUUGAAUGGGAUGUUUUAGAUGAAACGUCUGCUUCAUAUCUCUGAUUCUGUUUGUAGUGAGCAGUAUCUUGACAAAUUUAUAAUGUCUGAAGAAGCUGGGCAUAUGAUGGGGCUUUAUGGUGAUCCCUCGGAUCAGAGAUCUCUAUCUUUGGAUGAUACAAGCAGCACUGAGGAAUCACCUGAUCAAACAAGGCUGUCUCUGGAGACAAUUAAUGAUGCAGUUCCAUACAUAGGACAAAGAUUUCCUAAUCAUGAUGCUGCUUAUGAAUUCUAUGCUGAAUUUGCCAAAGGCUGUGGGUUUUCAAUCAGGCGUCACCGUACAGAAGGGAAAGAUGGUGUCGGCAAAGGACUUACAAGACGCUAUUUUGUUUGCCAUCGUGCAGGCAACACUCCUGUCAAAGCUGCUAACGAUAAUAAGCCUCAGAGGAACAGAAAAUCCUCCCGUUGUGGAUGCCAAGCAUAUAUGCGGAUAAGCAAGACAGCUGACUUAGGAAUGCCUGAAUGGAGAGUGACUGGUUUCACGAACCACCAUAAUCACGAACUUCUAGAGCCAAACCAAGUACGCUUUCUUCCUGCAUAUCGCAGCAUAUCAGAUGCAGACAAGAGCCGAAUUCUAAUGUUUGCUAAAACAGGAAUUACAGUGCAGCAAAUGAUGAGGCUUAUGGAGCUAGAGAAGGGUGUGGAACCAGGAUAUUUGCCAUUCACUGAGAAGGAUGUCAGAAAUUUGCUUCAGUCAUUCAGGAAGGUGGAUCCUGAGGAUGAAAGCAUAGACUUGUUGAGAAUGUGUAGAAACAUUAAGGAAAAGGAUCCCAAUUUCAAGUAUGAUUUUUCACUAGAUUCCAACAACAGAUUGGAAAAUAUUGCAUGGUCAUAUGCUUCAUCCAUCCAGUCAUAUGACAUUUUUGGUGAUGCUGUGGUCUUUGAUACAACUCAUCGGCUGACUGCUUUUGACAUGCCACUUGGGAUAUGGGUUGGAGUGAACAACUAUGGUAUGCCAUGCUUCUUUGGUUGUGUUCUUCUUCGAGAGGAAACUUUGAGAUCCUACUCUUGGGCUUUGAAGGCAUUCUUGGCGUUCAUGAAUGGGAAGGCUCCACAAACAGUACUAACUGAUCAAAAUAUGUGUCUCAAAGAGGCAAUUAACUUGGAGAUGCCCACGACUAAGCAUGCCCUUUGCAUCUGGCUUAUCAUGGCAAAGUACCCAUCAUGGUUUAAUUCUGUUUUAGGAGAGCGCUACAACGAGUGGAAGGCUGAGUUUAACCGACUCUAUAAUUUGGAAUCUGUGGAGGACUUUGAGUUGGGUUGGAGAGACAUGGUGAACUCAUUCGGACUGCAUACAAACAGGCAUAUUGCCAGUCUAUUUGCCUUGAGAUCACUGUGGGCACUGCCAUACCUUAGGAGCCACUUUUUUGCCGGUAUGACCACAACAGGCCACUCAAAGUCAAUCAAUGCUUUUAUCCAACGGUUUCUGAGUGCACAAUCCAGGCUAGCACAUUUUGUGGAACAGGUGGCUGUUACGGUUGAUUUCAAGGAUCAAACAGGAGAGCAGCAGACUAUGCAGCAAAAUGUACAAAAUAUAUGCCUUAAAACAGGUGCUCCCAUGGAAGCACAUGCUGCUACAAUUCUUACACCAUUUGCCUUCUCUAAGCUUCAAGAACAACUUGUUUUGGCUGCUCAUUAUGCAUCAUUCCAGAUGGAAGAUGGUUUCCUUGUCCGACAUCAUACAAAACUUGAGGGUGGACGGAAAGUUUACUGGGUUCCAAGAGAGGGCAUCAUAAGCUGCAGCUGCCAUCAAUUUGAAUUCUCUGGAAUACUUUGUCGCCAUGCUCUCCGUGUUCUUUCAACAGGAAAUUGCUUCCAGAUACCAGAAAGAUAUCUGCUACACCGGUGGCGACGAAUCAGUACACCAGCAACCAAAGCUCUUCAGAAUACGCAAAGUGGCCACACCGAGAGGGUUCAGUUAUUGCAGAGUAUGGUUUCUACUCUAGUAACAGAAUCAGCAAAGUCAAGGGAACGUCUUGACAUUGCCACAGAGAACGUUUCAAUACUUUUAUCGAGGAUAAGAGAACAGCCAAUUGGUUCACAAGGUAUCAGAGAGUUAUCCUCAAAUCAGAGGAAUCUUUGAUUUUAGUUAAAUAGUUUGAUUACAUCCAGAGUUCUUGUAGAAAAAUAGGGACAAAAGAGAUGAAACAGGGGAAACUUUGUCUAGCUAGUGUGUAAAGAGUUGGGAGCUGGCUUGAUACCCUUUUGUAUGACAUAUUUGCUGAUUAUGUUUUUACAAAAUCUGUUAGGCAAAUAUGUAAAGUUUUUGAUUGUGGGGCAAACGGAUUUUUUUUUCUUCUCGUUGUUAUUGGAAGAGAUAUCUUCUUUCAAUGCAAAGAUAACUAUAUAAAGUUAAAUAAUUUAACUUUCUUGUUCUGACCA